AUGUGGAUCUCUUCGAGACCUCGAACGGGAAUUAGGGUGGACGAACAACCGAUAGAACUCGUCGAUGAGUUCUGUUACCUGGGCUGUAUGCUGAAGAACAACGGCAGCUACGAGAAAGACAUUCAGCAAAGAUGCGCUAAAGCCAUUUCCGCAUUCAACUCGUUAACGAAAUGCCUGUGGUCGACCCCCAUCACCAACGAAGUCAAGCUGCGAGUCUACCUAUCCGCAAUUCGCCCCAUCAUGAUGUACGGAUGGGAGACUUGGGCAGCACCAUCAACGGUUAUGGAGAGGCUUGACUGCACGGAACGAAAGCUGCUUAGACGGCUACUUGGCUACUUUUGGCCUAGGGAGACCGGCAGAUCGCCUUGUUCAACGAGUUUUGAGGAGUUCGUCGGGUUCGAGCUGAAAGAAGCCACCUGGCCGAAAACGGAAGUUCUGGACUAA
Messenger RNA from Necator americanus (New World hookworm), 444 nucleotides. RefSeq lists its product as uncharacterized. The coding region runs from base 1 to 444 and encodes 147 amino acids. Lineage: Eukaryota; Metazoa; Nematoda; Chromadorea; Rhabditida; Ancylostomatidae. The record is from RefSeq and is a predicted model, not a curated record. The transcript has 2 exons.